Scylla paramamosain (green mud crab) is the source of this 3500-nucleotide messenger RNA. RefSeq names its product SET and MYND domain-containing protein 4-like. Gene Ontology annotation, cellular component: nucleus; cytoplasm. The record is from RefSeq and is a predicted model, not a curated record. NCBI's taxonomy places the organism in Eukaryota, Metazoa, Arthropoda, Malacostraca, Decapoda, Portunidae. The transcript is spliced from 4 exons. Gene Ontology annotation, molecular function: histone deacetylase binding. The coding region runs from base 63 to 2123 and encodes 686 amino acids.
AGGAGGAGGCUGGGGCAGUGUGGAUUGUGAGGGUGGCGGGUGGCCGCAGCACGACGCGAACCAUGGCCCACGCCAGGCAGGACGAGGAUGAACACGAUCCUGUGUCACUCUACCGUGAUGUUCCCUCAUUUUGCUUUCAAAAGUUUUUAGACGAUGCUCUGGAAAAGCUUUACACCAUGAACGCUAAAGAAACAAGGGUUUUAAGACAUCUUAUAUCAGAAGGAAAUUCCUUUGAAAUCUUCGAAGCUUUAUGGAACAUGGAUGAGGCGCAUGAAAUUUUGACGCCGCCUGAGAAAUUAGUAUCAGAAGACGUGGAAACGAGGAAGAGUGCGAAAGAGUCCAUCAUGUACAUGAGACGCGGCGAUUUAUAUUUCGAUAGCAAUAAGGAUGUAGCACUGUGUUAUUAUAACAGGAGCAUCAUAUUUGCUCCUCAUCCUCCUAUUCGUAUUGGCAACAGAAUGUACAGUGCCGGUCCAGAGGACGUGGACGAAGACCUUGGGGACCUGGAUUACACAGUCUUAACUCGAUGCUACAGAGCCAGAGCGAUGCUGUUGUUUAAGAUGGGCAAGUUCGUAUUGUGUUUGAAGGACAUUGGCAUCGUUCAGCGUCUAGGCUGCCCGAGUGAUGUGAAUGAAGAUUUAGAACAUAUGAGAGCACACUGCAAUGAGAUGAUGUCAGAGUCUGAAAAUGCUGCCGAGCCUGUUGCGGCUUUUCAUGUUUUGUGUCGCGAACCACCAGCCUUGGAAGAUCCUAAUCCUCAUUUACCAGCGGCCAGCAGCGCCGUGAGUCUGGGACACAAUAACACAGGAAGCAGGCGGCAUCUCUAUGCAAACAGAGAUAUAGAACAAGGUGAGAUCCUGAUUGUGGAGAAAAAUUAUUGCAACAUUCUGUUACCGAAAUACAUCAGACUGUUUUGUUCAUUUUGCCUACGAAGGACCUGGACACCUCUCCCCUGCUCCGCUUGCACACAGGUGGUGUUCUGCAGUUACUCCUGUCGAACAAAAGCACUGACGGGACUUCACGGACGAGAGUGUCCCAUCCUUAGACGCAUUAACUACCUUAACAUAAAAGUAAGAGGAAUUCUAGCAUGCAGAAUUCUGUUCAAGACAACUUUUGACAAACUGAAGAAACACUAUGAAAUUAUCAUGGCCGAGGGAAAGAAGCCUUUACAAGUUAGAGGCGUCACACGAGACGGUGUAUUCUCUUCAGGUAAUUAUUUGUCAGUGUACAGCAUGGUGGGCAGAAAAAAACACAACAACGUGGACAAAAUGGCUAGAGCAAUGGAAGCCUUCGUUUUGCUCAAGCUACUAAGAGCCAGCAACCGUUUCUUCGUGGAUGCCGAGGGCUGGCGGCUGGAACCGAGCUGGGAGGACCAGUUAUUCAUAGGCUCACUCUUGCUGCACCACCUCACAAAUCUAUGGCGUACAGCGGAUGCUUUCUUCGAAACUGAUAUGAUCGACUUUGACUGCACCCAGAACCCCAUGAAAGCUGUCGGUGCUGGAGUGUUUCCGGUCAUCAAUCUAGCUAUGGGUUGUGAAUCCUACGCACCGUGCGCAUACUUCACCUACGGCGAACACUUGGUGAUGCGGGCCACGCGUACCAUACGUGCCGGGACGGUUCUGAGAUGCAUGUAUUCUGAUCACAUAUGGGAACGCAUGCCGAAAGAGGACGACGAGAUAUUUGCUCAGGACGUCUUCAAAUGCAUCAGGGACGGCGUGAUUGAGGACGUGGGUGACCUGGUACUGGGAGAGCUUUCCCUGAGGUGCGUCAAGUGCCAAGGGAAAGUGAAAUCUGUGUGCUUCAAGUGUAACCUUGAAUACAACAAGAUCAGUCCUGUGCCCGGCAUCCCAAACCUAACCACCUACGACCAUCAAGAGGUUAUGGCAAUGGUUAACGAACUUGUACGGCGUUACCAGCGUACUCGUAGUGGCAUACGUAAUCGUCUAUGCUCCACGACUGACCUGGACAACGUGCGUGAAAUAAUCUCCUGCUUCGACAAAUAUGUGCAUCUGCCAAACACCGUGCACCGGGAUGCCCAGCUCAUGUACAUCAUCAUCAUGAAUCACAUGACUUGCUCCGUCUACCACGAUAAGAUGACCGCGCCGGGCUGCAGCAUUUGCUAGCGCAGUGACCUUAGCUUGUGUAAUCACGUGCCGUAGUGUGCAUGGUGCUAUAGUGACGGUGGCGGUGACAUGUUGGGAUUUUUUAAUCAAAUUCCUUCAUAUUGUACGAUCAGUUAUUUUCAGGAUUGCCAUUUUAUAGCUUUUAUGUUAGUUUCUUAAACUUGUUGUGAGAUAUUUUAGACUUUACAGAUUCUGACUAAUGAGGUUUGUUAACCUGUGAACGUUAGCGAUCUAUAUUCUUUUAAAUGUUCGGGAAAGUUAAGGAGAAAGAAGAAAAUGUUGAUGAAAGUUGUUAAGACAUUCAUGUUUUUUUUUUUAACUAAAACUUGAAAACUCACUUUUCCUGAAUUUUUUUGGCGAGCAGUGACACACACACACACACACACACACACACACACACCUUUCUUCACGCACUUCUCUCUUAUCUUUCCGUUACACCCAUCACCCCAGAACCAGCGCAAGUAAUCUAUCAAUCUGUAUACCAAGGCGACAGUCCCGGAAAGGAUGGCCCAAAGCACUACACAAUACGCAAUCAUACACUCAUCACUUACACUCUUCACCCCUUCGGCCCCAGGUGGAAGGAGAUCGUCUCGUGGGCCACUCAACUACACUGCAGGAGCUUAGGCAUACGACGGCUGGCCACAUACUUUCACUGCAAAAGUAAUAAUGUAUAAAAUUCCAAAUUGACUAGACCCAUUGUCCAGCGAUGUACAGUUUUCCUUGGCCGUUCACGCAAGAUGUAUUAGGAAGAGUACAGAACAACGAAAGUAAGUGUGAAGAAAUAUAUGCUUUUCAGUUCACACUAACAUAAACUAGGUACAAAUAAUGGAAGUUACGGCAUAUGAGAGAGAGAGAGAGAGAGAGAGAGAGAGAGAGAUAAUCAUCCCCCAUUCCCACAUUCAAAAUUUGAAACUUUCUACCUUAUCAGUUACUGAGCACAGAAUCCUUCAUUCCUGACCCCCAACACUGAGCAACAGACACGCACACACUCCAUCAAUCGACGCUAUAUGAACACAUUGCUGUGCUGCUUAGAUAUCAAUCACGCCAUCCUUCCAUCAUAGAGAAAAUCCUGCACGUACUUCGCUUGUUACCUGUACACACACCAAGGCGACUCAGGAGUUAAGAAGCAUCGAGUGUGAACGAGCACGUAGUCGAGGUCUCUUAAUGACUGGAAUAUAUCAUGAUGAGGUUCUAGGGAAAAAAGUUCCUUGUGGGUAUUGCAACAACCUUUCUUCAGAUUAUUAUGUUAUACUAAGUGGGAUGGGUGUCUUUAGUUUGUUUAAGGGUGUCUAAGAAGAAUUUCUUAUCGUCAGUUCAUGAACAAUCUUGUUAUUUGUGACAGACUAGUUAUGCAAAAAUAAAUAAAUACAAAUGAAA